This is a messenger RNA of Cydia fagiglandana, 1399 nucleotides long. RefSeq names its product zinc finger protein 43-like. Gene Ontology annotation, molecular function: DNA-binding transcription factor activity, RNA polymerase II-specific; zinc ion binding; RNA polymerase II cis-regulatory region sequence-specific DNA binding. The transcript has a single exon. NCBI's taxonomy places the organism in Eukaryota, Metazoa, Arthropoda, Insecta, Lepidoptera, Tortricidae. Bases 97 to 1218 code for a protein of 373 amino acids. Gene Ontology annotation, biological process: regulation of DNA-templated transcription. The record is from RefSeq and is a predicted model, not a curated record. Gene Ontology annotation, cellular component: nucleus.
CCAAUAACGCGAAGCUGUGGGCUUCUAAUAUUUCAAUAUUAUUUUAUAGAAUUUGGUCGCUAUUUGACUAGGAAAGAGUCGCACAAAGCCGCAGCAAUGGUUGGGUCAUUAGUUCUUAUGAAACUGCUACAUUGCAGGCGUUUACGCCAUGAUAAAUGUAAGAACAAGAAAACAGAAGACUCCGUAAUUGCUCAUCACUCCAAAGUAAAGAAGGAGCCAAAAGGCCUUGAGGACUACACAUGCAGAGUAUGUCUUAAGGAAGGUAAUAUUCCUCUUUAUGGCGACGAUGCCCGUAAAGACAUUGUAGAAAGCUUGAAUAUGUUUGGAGGCAUUGAAGUACAGAUUGACGAUAUAUUUCCCAAAUAUUUAUGUGAACCGUGUCUUUCUCUGUUAGAUGGCGCGAUUUUAUUCAGAAAAACUGCUCAACGGUCUGAACUGACACUCAAGGAGGCUACAGAACAUAAUUUAAACUUUAACAAUGACAGUGACCACAACUAUGAUUCAGAACAUAAAGUGGAUGUGAAACCUAACUACCAUUGUCGCCGUUGCAAUGUAGAUUUUAACCUAUUUCAAGAUUACAAUGAACACAAAGCGUCUAUAGAACACGAGAAUAUGAAGAUAAGAUGUCCAAUAUGCUCUAAUUUGUAUUCCGAAUCAUAUUUGAAAAAGCAUCUGUUGUUGCAUAAACCGGAAGAUGUCCCAUUCGUUUGUGAUAUCUGUGGGAAGAAGUUCAUCAUGCAGGGACAGUUUACAAGGCAUCGGUUGACACAUUUCUAUGAUUUACCCUUCAAAUGUUCCCUUUGCCCGUAUAGAGGGAGAUUUACCGAGUCAUUAAAAAUGCAUAUGAGAACGCAUACUGGAGAUAAACCGUAUCAAUGCUCGCAGUGUGCUAAAUGUUUUAUAAGUAAAAGUAACCUUAACAAACAUAUGCAUGUGCAUAAAGCGGAGCAUGAUUUUAAAUGCGAAACUUGUGGAAGAGGCUUCAACACAAAACGGGCUUUAGACCUACAUUUCAAAGUUGAUCACACUGGCAUAAGGGACCAUCUCUGUAACAUCUGCGGUAAGGCAUUUGGAUAUCGGAAACAGAUGAUGAAGCAUCAGCUGAAGGUACAUAAAAGAGAGAAGAUGAGAUCUGGAAGAAUGCCAUUGUACUUACAGGUGGAGUCUUUGGAAAAAAAUGGAAUAGAGGCUCCUAUUUCCGAUAACGUUGUCAUGUAGAAAAUUAUGAUGAUGUUAGUGAUAUAUAUUUCUUUAUUCUUUCAUGUAUUCUUAGGAAAUCAUGCCAAUUAUUCAAAGAUGGUGUCGCUGAUGGUAUAAGUCAGCAGUUACUUCUUUACUUCCUAUGAUGUGUCCAAUUAUUUGUUUAUUAGUUGCCUAUAAAUAAAUAAAUAAUCUAUUA